UGACGUUUAUUUCCUUCGCCCAUUUGAUCAUCUAGUGGAGCCGCGCUUGAUGCAAAGCGGUGGUGCUUGUGAGAGAUGGCGGGCAGUGCGGGAGAAUGGUGCCUGAUGGAGAGCGACCCCGGGGUGUUUACCGAGCUAAUCAAAGGCUUUGGCUGUCGAGGAAUACAAGUAGAAGAAAUCUGGAGUUUGGAACAAGAACACUUUGAAGAUUUGCAACCAGUUCAAGGAUUAAUCUUCCUCUUCAAGUGGCAGCCAGGAGAAGAACCAGCUGGAUCUGUUGUUCAAGACUCCAGGUUGGACACAAUCUUCUUUGCUAAACAGGUAAUAAAUAACGCGUGUGCAACACAAGCCAUCAUCAGUAUUUUGCUGAACACCACACAUACUGAUGUACAUUUAGGAGAAACUCUGUCUGAAUUCAAAGAAUUCACCCAAAGCUUUGAUGCCGCUAUGAAAGGACUGGCUCUAAGCAAUUCAGAAGUGAUCCGACAAGUUCACAACAGUUUUGCCAGGCAACAAAUGUUUGAGUUUGAUGCUAAAUCCACAACGAAGGAUGAUGAUGCCUUUCACUUUGUCAGCUAUGUUCCAGUCAAUGGGAGGCUUUAUGAACUGGACGGCUUAAGGGAUGGACCAAUUGAUUUAGGACCAUGUAAGGAAGAUGAAUGGAUCAGUGCAGCCAGACCUGUUAUAGAGAAACGAAUGCAGAAGUACUGUGAAGGUGAGAUACGGUUCAAUCUGAUGGCUAUUGUUUCAGACAGAAAGAAGAUCUACGAGCAGAAGAUUACGGAUUUGCAGAGGCGGCUUGCAGAGGAAGAGCCUAUGGACACUGAUCAGGGCAGCACUCUUAUGAGCUCCAUGCAGUCUGAAAUAGCAAAAUACCAGCUUCUUAUAGAAGAGGAAAACCAAAAGAUCAAAAGAUACAAGAUUGAAAAUAUCAGAAGAAAACAUAACUACCUUCCAUUCAUCAUGGAGUUGUUGAAGACUCUAGCAGAGCAUCAGCAGUUAAUACCCUUAGUAGAAAAGGCCAAAGAGAAACACAACACAAGACGGGCGCAGGAAGCCAAAUGAUACCCCUGCUACUUUGAAAAUAGAACAGAAAACAAAGCUUCUUCCUUUUCAUGUCACAGAGCGAGUGGAGACAAUCCACCAUGGCUUCUCUUAGACAUUAUUAUAUGUGCAGAGCACAGGCAUUUUGUAUGCACAGUUCAGCAUGGUUUUUAACCUUUGCAUCACAGUGCAUGUUUACAGUACAUUAGGCCUCAUAAUCCUAUAUCAUUUUAGAACAAAAAAUUCCAUAUUACGUUUUUGUAUGUCUUUGGUUCUAGGGCUGCAAAGAGUUAUACACAUUCUUAAAUGUUAAUGAACACUCUGUUUAUGAAAAGAUUCAACACACGUGACCUACAGUACAAGCUGUUCCACUUAUGGAAAGAAUGGAAAAAAGAGGCUAUAAAUGUGAGCAUGUUUGUGUAUACAACGUAAAUUGUCCCUGUGCUGUGUAUUACCAAGCCAUUUCCCUUUUUAACUACAGUCAAUUUGCAGAUAUCAUGAAGGGAGGGUAUACACUGCAUAUUUUUGUCCUUGUCACAGUUGUUCCUAAAUACUUGUAUCAUAAUACUUUCCUGCAGUCUUCUGCUUAAUAAUUAAGCUCAGGAUAUUCACUAUCUAUUGUCACCUGGCAUACAUAGCCAUUAAAGCGGUUGUUCACCAUAAAAUGAACUUUUAGUAUAAUGUUGAGAGUGAUAUUCUGAGACAAUUUGAAAUUGGUCUUCAUUUUUUUAUUUGUGGUUUUUGAAUUAUAGGUUGAAUUAGCUUCUUGUUCAGUUGUCCAGUUUGGUAUUUCAGCACAUCUGGUUGCUAGGGUCUAAAUUAUCCUCGCAGCCUGGCAGUAGGUUGAAUGGGAAACUGGAAUAUGAGUAGGAGAGGGCCUGCAUAGAAAUAUAUGUAAGUAAAAGUAACAAUUACAGUAGUUUUUUGGCUGCUGGGGUCAGUGGGAGAAGAAGAUGGCAGAUAAUUAAACUAUACAAAAUAAAAAAAUGACAUUCAAUUAAAAAGUUACAAAAAGUUGGUCAUUCUGUAAAAUUCUAAAAGUGAACUUAAUGGUGGACCACCCCUUUAAUCAGUAGUAUUGAACUGCAAUAGUUGCAAAUAAAUAAACCAAACCCUGCUCCUCCACUACUGAAGCCAUAACUUGUAUGCCUUAGGCUGUGUUAGGAAUGGACAUACUUUGGGAGUAUAUAGUCCAUUUGUGAGCUUUUGGUCACAGCUUGACAUAAAUCCUCUUUAAAAUCUGCUUUUUAGGAGAGCAGGCUUUAGAACUGCAUACAUAUCAUGAUGGCUGUAAGUCUCCUCUGGGAGAGUUCCCUUCUGAGCAGUGUUUGGCUAAGAAUGAGCCACUGUUGGAACUCAGUGAUUUUUCUGUCACUUGGCGCUGUGCAUACUGUUGCAGUGAUAUUUUCAUCUAUAUACAUGUGCCCUGUAGUUUCUUUAUAAGCCCCUCUCAUUACCUGACAUUCUGCCUCCACUGCAAGUUACCCCCCCCCCCCUUCAUGGUGCAGCAGCUGUUUGUUUUUUAGAUGCCAUUCCUCAGUAUGAAUUAUGCUGCCUUACCACAGUCAUUUAGUGUUACAUUUAUAGUGGAAAAGUUUUCUUUACAUCAGUUCUUACAUUAAACAAUUUUUUUUUUCUUUUCUAAACCAUGUGGGCAUUUGUAGAGCAUAUCUAAAAGUGUAGCUUUAAGGGAUCUGAUAGUGUAUGUUGGCUAGAAAUGAUGGAAUCCUUGAGGAUCCAACCUCCAGAUUUUUCUGUACAUAUGAUGAUGUGAAGUCCUGUUGGAAACUGCAAAAGCACUCCCAUACUGUAAGCCGAAUACCUGGCAUCCUGUAAUAGUCAUUUGAAACAGGAUUUUGAGUUAAUUUGCUAAAAAUACAGCAUUUUGCCUGUGCUCAUUCAGAAAACAUUGAGUAUAUAGCGCUUAUUUAAAGUAUUAUUGACAUUGGAGACAAGGCAUUGCAGCUGCAGAAACAGAUUAUUUGUAUUCUAAGGCUAAUGCCACACAGGGCUGAUUCUUGGCCUAUGGAUAGUGUUUAUCCAAGAAUCAGCUCAUACACUGCCAUCGACCUAUCCCUGCACCUGCACCCUGAGCCAUGGCAUUGGCCUGCAUGCCGGCACACAGAGCUCAUUUUGGUCCCAAAAUGCAUACUUGCACCAUUUCAGUGCUGAAAUCUGCUCUGUACAGGUGUAGCCUGAUGAGAUGUGGCAAUAUUCCACUCGUUUCUAUAGUACUAAAAUAUGAAUUGGCCUAGAUGAAAUUGGUACUUGACCAAGCAGGUGUAUGCCUUCUAGAUUUUAGUCUGUGGAACUCUGAACAUUCUGAAGAACAUUUAUGACCCAUGCAGAAUCCCUAAGAUUAAUGUUACGUAGGCAGUGGUCAAAAUAGUCCCAUUAGGAAAAACUACAGCAGUAAAAAGAUGAAUGGAAAAUUAUAAUGGAAAGUAUAAUGAAAGCAAAAAAAAAAUCGCUUUGGUAGUUAAAUUGUGCAAUAGUGCCCCUUGUUAGUAAAUGAGCCCCACAGCAUUUCCAUUAAGUGGAUGUAGUACAGAAGCUAUAGUUUUGUGAGCGAUAAAUUUACUCGAUGAUGCAGUGUUCCAUAAAUCAAUUAUAAAAAUACUUUUAUACACCAAUUACAGACUAAGAAAAAAAACACAAUUCCCUAUAUCAGAUAUUAUAGAAUCUAAGUCUACAGAGAGAGAUAUAUAUACACUAACAAAAGAAUGAACUUUUUCAACUUAUCUGAAUGUUUUGGCCAUUGUCAAGCUGAGGUUGGAGAGAAUAUAUUUGUUUUCGAUGCUUGGUCUGUAACUGUCUGUCAUAUAUAAUUAUAUAUAUUGAAUAAAGGAGCUGUUUACAUUC
This is a messenger RNA of Xenopus tropicalis (tropical clawed frog), 3906 nucleotides long. RefSeq names its product ubiquitin C-terminal hydrolase L5 (gene uchl5). The transcript is spliced from 11 exons. The record is from RefSeq and is a predicted model, not a curated record. NCBI's taxonomy places the organism in Eukaryota, Metazoa, Chordata, Amphibia, Anura, Pipidae. Gene Ontology annotation, biological process: protein deubiquitination; ubiquitin-dependent protein catabolic process. Bases 76 to 1065 code for a protein of 329 amino acids. Gene Ontology annotation, molecular function: cysteine-type deubiquitinase activity.